GGUAGAAUCAAGUACCAUAUUCUAAAUGAUAUCCAAAAUUUCCUUUAAAUUUGUUCUUUAAAAAAGUUUUACGAGUUUAUUUUAUAUUUUAAAGUUUAUAAAUUAAGCAACCCUUACAAAUCUUAGGGGUUGAAAUAAAUGCAGCGGUGAAAUGGCUGGACAAAUUGUAUUACGUAUAGAAUCUCCAGAUGGAACAAAAAGGGUUCAGAUAUCACCAACACAAUCAAGUUAUGAUUUAUUUGAAAAAGUUCAUGAUGUAUUUUCACUUACUAAUUAUAAUUUUACAUUGUAUAAUGAUCGUUCCCGUAAAAAUGAAAUUAAGUCAUCUAGAAGUGUUCAUUUAAAAAGUUUAAAUUUAAGUCAUGGCGACAAAGUAUAUUUAACACCAUUAGAUUCUGAAAAUAUAUGGGCAAUUCCUGGUCCUUCAAAAAUAAAUGCCAGUAAUGGUAGCCAAUCAUCUUCAGCUGUAUCAACUCCUGGAUCUAGUACAUCUCUACAAUUUAAUGAAAAAAAAAUAUCAUCAUCAAUCAAUCAAAUAGAAGAAGAUGAAGUUGAUAAACAGUUAUGGAAAUUAGAUGGAAAAAUCAAACGCCUAAAAGAUAAAAAAUAUUGCCGUCAUGGAGAUAAUGGAUGUUGUGUUCAUUGUUCACCAUUAGAACCAUUUGAUGAAGAAUAUCUUAAAACACAGAAUAUGAAGCAUUUAUCUUUUCACUCUUAUUUAAGAAAAAUGACAGCAGGCGUAGCCAAAGGUAAAUUUUUAUUACUAGAAAAUAUUAGCUGUCGUAUUAAAGAAGGCUGUGUUGGACAUUUACCAUGGCCUAAAGGAAUAUGUUCAAAAUGUCAGCCAUCAGCUAUUACAUUAAACAGACAAAGUUAUAGACAUGUAGAUAAUAUAAUGUUUGAAAACUCUGAGAUAGUAGAACGGUUUUUGAAUUACUGGAGAAUAACGGGACAUCAGCGUGUUGGAUUUUUGUAUGGUCGUCAUGAAAUACAUCCAGAUAUACCUUUAGGUAUAAGAGCUGUAGUUGCUGCAAUUUAUGAACCUCCUCAAGAAAGUUCAAGAGAUCAUAUCAAACUAUUAUUGCCUGAUGAUAGACAAGAAUUAGUUGAUGAAAUGGCACGUUGUUUGGGAUUAACUUGUGUCGGGUGGAUAUUUACAGAUCUCUUAACUGAAAAUAUGCAGAAAGGAACGGUAAAAUAUGUCAGAAAUAUUAAAAGUCAUUUUCUAUCUGCUCAAGAAUGUAUUAUGGCUGGUUAUUUUCAAAAUCUACAUCCAAAUCCUUGUCGUUAUGCUUCCAAUGGUUAUUUUGGCUCAAAAUUUGUUACUGUUUGUGUUACAGGGGAUGAAAAAUGUCAAGUACAUAUGGAAGGGUAUAGUGUUUCAAACCAAUGUAUGGCAUUAGUAAAAGACAAUUGUCUAGUGCCUACAAAAGAUGUUCCAGAGUUAGGAUUUGUUCGUGAAUCCUCCGACAAACAAUAUGUUCCUGAUGUCUACUAUAAGGAAAAGGAUUCUUAUGGUAAUGAAGUAUCUAAAUUAGCCCGCCCACUACCCGUAGAAUACUUGCUAUUAGAUGUACCAGUUUCCACACCGCUAACACCUUUAAAUACAUUCUUAUCACUUACGGACAUGUCCAAAUUCCCAGUUGAGAAUCGAUUAAUUGAUGGGCAUAUUCAGGAUUUCGAUUCUUUGUCUAGAUAUUUAAGACAGUUUUCUCCUAUGCAGUUCCAAGAAUCCGUUUCAGAUUUCCAUCUGCUUCUGUAUAUUGCUACUAUGGAAAUGUUACCAAUGAAAGAUUCUAUGGCACCUCUUCUAGAAGCAUUAAGAACAAAUGAUGUGCAAACUAUAAAGGAAUGGUCCAAGUCAGAUCUUUGGGCCACUCUAGAACAGCUGAUUAGCAACACCGCUGAUGCUGCUGUGUCGGGUCAUAUUGGAAACGGUUUUGCAUCAGCUUUAACAGAAUCUUGGACUUGUGCUCAUUGUACUUUCCUCAAUAAUUCAGAUAGGCAAUCUUGCGAUAUAUGCCGUCUUCCCAGAGAUACCAAUUAGCAAAAAUAUGAGUAUCUCAUUUAUAAUAAAAGAAAUAAUAAAUGUAUUUAUAUAUUUUUUGUAAGCAUUGUUUAUAAUUUAAAAAAAAACAUACUAUUGUCAUAAUGUAAUUAGCUAUUGUUUUGUUGUUUUAUAUAGAAUAUAUAAAAAAAUACAAUUAA
Daktulosphaira vitifoliae (grape phylloxera) is the source of this 2208-nucleotide messenger RNA. It is a transcript of the gene Npl4, whose product is annotated as nuclear protein localization protein 4 homolog. The record is from RefSeq and is a predicted model, not a curated record. NCBI's taxonomy places the organism in Eukaryota, Metazoa, Arthropoda, Insecta, Hemiptera, Phylloxeridae. Gene Ontology annotation, molecular function: ubiquitin protein ligase binding; ubiquitin binding. The transcript is spliced from 11 exons. The coding region runs from base 152 to 2047 and encodes 631 amino acids. Gene Ontology annotation, cellular component: nucleus. Gene Ontology annotation, biological process: ubiquitin-dependent protein catabolic process.